This is a messenger RNA of Corylus avellana, 5955 nucleotides long. RefSeq names its product Duplicated homeodomain-like superfamily protein. Lineage: Eukaryota; Viridiplantae; Streptophyta; Magnoliopsida; Fagales; Betulaceae. The record is from RefSeq and is a predicted model, not a curated record.
CUCAUGGCUCUCUUUGUCCCUUAUCGGCUCACGUUCUCACUUUGUCGCUCCAGAGCCAGAGUUUCGUUCACCGCCAGGCAAGCGAAAGAAGAUAGAAGAACGACAUCAAGCCCUAAUCAGAAUCCAUGGCUUUGACUCUUUUAUAGGUACCCUUCUUCGAUCCAGUUCUGAAGAACUAGAUAUCAAGCGCUGGCUUCGCUCAGGUUCGUGAGGUGAGGUGCGGCGCGGGUAUGCGGCAUAGGGUUGGUGUUCGAUCUGAGGUUCAGCGCUUUGUCUUUACGGUUCGUGGAGUUGGGAGCCCUAGAUUUGGCGCUUGUUGGCCGUGAACACGUUUUCCCGUGCGAUCUGGGUUUGGAAACCAGAGGGAUUGCUUCUCUCGGCGGCGUCUGUAUUGUUUGGUUUUCUCUGUGACUGCGGAUUGGGAUUGUGGCUGCCCAUGCGAUUGGGUUGGUUUUCAUGCCGCCAGAACCAUUGCCUUGGGAUCGGAAGGACUUCUUCAAGGAGAGGAAGCACGAGAGGUCGUCGGAGUCGCUAGCGUCCGUGGCUAGAUGGAGGGACUCUUCGCAUCACGGAUCUCGUGAGUUCAAUCGCUGGGGAUCCGCCGAUUUUCGCAGGCCACCAGGUCAUGGUAAGCAGGGUGGUUGGCACCUUUUUUCCGAAGAAUCUGGUCAUGGGUAUGUGCCUUCUCGGUCUGGUGACAAGAUGCUGGAAGAUGACAGCUGCAGGCCAUCUAUAUCGCGCGGAGAUGGAAAAUAUGGCAGGAGCAGUAGGGAAAAUAGAUUGGGUCAGAGGGAUUGGAAAGGUCAUUCCUGGGAAACAAGCAAUGGGUCUCCAAAUACGUCUGGGAGGCUACUCGAUGUGAGUAAUAAUGAUCUGAGGUCAGUGGAUGAUAUGAUAGCUUGCCCCUCUCAUCCUAAUUCUGACUUUGUGAAUACAUGGGAUCAGCUUCACUUGAAAGACCAGCAUGAUAAGAUGGGUGGUGUCAAUGGGUUGGGAACAGGCCAGAGAUGUGAUAGAGAGAACUCACUGGGCUCGUCUGAUUGGAAACCUCUAAGGUGGAGCCGUUCCGGAAGCUUGUCUUCACGGGGUUCGGGUUUCAGUCAUUCAAGUAGCUCGAAGAGCAUGGGGGGCGUGGAUUCUAAUGAAACAAAGGUUGAUAUGCAGCUGAAAAAUGCAACUCCUGUCCAGUCCCCUUCAGGCGAUGCUGCUGCUUGUGUGACGUCUGCUGCUCCAUCUGAAGAAACAACUUCCAAGAAGAAGGCUCGACUUAAUUGGGGUGAGGGACUAGCAAAGUAUGAAAAAAAGAAAGUUGAAGGCCCUGAAGUUAGUGUGAGCAAAGAUGGGGCUAUCAUUACAACUUGUAAUGCAGAAUCCACCCAUUCAUUCGUUUCAAAUAUGGCCGACAAAAGCCCCCGUGUCGUAGGGUUUUCAGAUUGUGCGUCACCUGCAACUCCAUCUUCAGUUGCAUGCAGCUCCUCACCAGGUGUGGAAGAGAAGUCAUUUGGCAAGGCAGCAAAUAUUGAUAAUGAUAUUAAUAAUUUAUGCGUUUCACCUAGUUCUGGUUCUCAAAAUCAUCUCGAGGGAUUUCCUUUUAAUUUAGAGAAGUUAGAUAUGAACUUGAUAGCUAAUUUGGGCUCUCAACUCAUUGAAUUGUUGCAAUCCGAUGACUCAAGCACCGUGGAUUCUAGUUUUGUGAGAUCCACUACUAUUAAUAAGUUAUCAAUAUGUAAAAGUGAAGUUUCAAAGGCGCUGGAGGUGACUGAAUCUGAAAUUGAUUUACUUGAAAAUGAACUUAAGUUACUGAAGUCUCAAUCUGAAAGUGGUGAUCCCUGUCCAGCUGCAUCCAGUUCUUUGGCAGUGGAGAACAAUACAAAGCCCUGUAAAGAUGAUGCUGUCUCCAAUUUGACCCUCAGACCCACACCAUUGCAAGUUGUUUCUUCUGGGGAUGCAGCUGUGGAGAAUACACCUCUGUGUAAUGGUGCCUUGGAAGAAGUUCAUGCAACUAUUAAGGAUGAGGAUAUUGAUAGUCCUGGAACUGCAACGUCUAAGUUUGUUGAACCUCCUCUUACUUUGGUGAAUGCAGUCUCUUCACCUGGUAAGGUGGAACAUGGUGAUUCUGCUGGUGAUUUUGAUGCAAUUCAAAUUCAGUCUCAAAACAUGAAUUUGAAAUGCUCAGUGCCUUGUUCUGGUGGGGAAAAGACUGGUAAACCUGUUUUCAUUGACAUGAGCCUGCAUACAGGCGGAGAAGAUAUAUUAUGUAAUGUAAUAUUGACUACUAAUAGAGAAUGUGCAGAUAGUGCAUCUGAAGUAUUCAGUAAACUAUUUCCGAGGGAUCAACAUAUGACCAAUAUUUCUCGAGCUGCCAAUUUCUGGUCCUGUCAGAGUGCUUCUUUAGUCAAAGAAAAAUUUGGAAUGAGGAAGCAGUUUUUAAGAUUUAAGGAGAGGGUUUUAAUGCUAAAGUUUAAAAUCUUUCGGCACCUUUGGAAGGAAGAUAUGCGAUUGCUUUCUGUGAGGAAACACCGUCCAAAAUCUCAGAAAAAAUUUGACUUGAGCUUGCGUGCAACACUUGGUGGGAUUCAGAAGCAUCGAUCCUCUAUUCGCUCUCGUUUUUCUUCUCCCGCAGGAAAUCUGAGCCUGGUCCCUACCGCAGAGAUGCUCAAUUUUACAAGCAAGCUGCUUUCAGAUUCCCAAGUAAAGGUUUACAGCAACACUUUGAAGAUGCCGUCCUUAAUUUUGGACAAAAAGGAAAAAAUGGUGUCAAGGUUUAUCUCUAGUAAUGGAUUAGUUGAAGAUCCCUGGGCUGUUGAGAAAGAGCGGGCUCUGAUCAACCCCUGGACGCCUGAAGAGAAAGAAAUUUUCAUGGAUAAGCUAACCACCUUUGGGAAAGAUUUCUGGAAAAUUGCUUCUUUCCUCGACCACAAGACAACAGCAGAUUGUGUGGAGUUCUACUACAAAAAUCACAAAUCUGACUGUUUCGAGAAAACAAAGAAACAGGGUUGCAGUAAACAAGCAAAGUCCUUCUUUCCUAGUACCUAUCUGGUGACAUCAGGGAAAAAGUGGAAUCGGGAGAUGAAUGCUGCUUCACUUGACAUGUUAGGUGCAGUUUCAAUGAUGGCAGCUCGAGCUGAUGACCGUGCAAGGAGUCGGCAAUCAAGUGCUGGACGAGUCUUUUUAGGUGGCUACAGUGAUUCAAAAACAUUAUGGGGUGAUGAUGGAAUUUUGGAAAGGUCUAGUAGUCUUGAUAUUCUUGGGAAUGAAAGAGAAACAGUUGCUGCUGAUGUGUUAGCUGGUAUAUGUGGUUCCCUGUCAUCAGAGGCUAUGAGUUCUUGCAUCACAACUUCCAUUGACCCUGGAGAGAGCUAUCGGGAAUGGAAGUGCCAAAAAGUGGACUCUCUAAAGCGGCCUUUGACACCUGAUGUUACACAGAAUGUUGAUGAUGAGACUUGUUCUGAUGAGAGCUGUGGGGAAAUGGAUCCUUCUGAUUGGACAGACGAGGAGAAGUCUAUCUUUAUACAGGCUGUGUCAUCGUAUGGCAAGGAUUUUGUGAUGAUCUCAAGAUGCGUAAGGACAAGAUCACGGGACCAAUGCAAGGUUUUUUUUAGCAAGGCUCGGAAGUGCCUUGGACUGGAUUUGAUGCAUCCUGGGCCUAGAAAUGUAGGAACACCAGUGAGUGAUGACGCUAAUGGAGGUGGAAGUGACACAGAAGAUGCUUGUGUUGUAGAGACUGGUGAGACUGGCUCGGUUAUCUGUGGCAAUAAUUCUGGCUGUAAACUGGAUGAGGACUUGCCUUUGUCCACCAUGAACAUGAACCAUGACGAAACUGAUCCUGCCAAGAUUGUGAACUUGCAAUCUGAUCUGAACAAGUCACAGGAAAAUAAUGGGAUUGGACAUAUGGACCAUGAACUUGAGGCUGUGGAAACAUUGGCUUCUGAUGCAUGUCCGUCAGAGAAGAGUCCUGAGCUAGUUUUUCAUGGUGACAGCGAUAUUGGGGAUGCUGUUAAAAACCAGUCUGAGUCGGUGCAUGCUCAGAAAUGUGCAGUUGUCUUGGCCAAUACAGAACCUGGAGGAGAUGAAGUGAUUGAACAGGGUAUUUCGAUCACAGGAUCAGUAGCUGUCGUAGAAGGAAUCAAUCCUGUCCCAUUGAGUUCAGAAGCGUUGCUGGAGAAUAAAGCUGUUGCUUCUGAGGGAUUUGAAAAUGAAUUAGCAGGGCAAGAGUUGCUGUUGCCUGAAAGUUGUUUGAAUGAUAGACGAGAUGAAAAAUCUGAUGGAGAUACAAUUGGCCCUAGUAGCUUGCAAUGCUCGAAUCAAGAUUCAAAUACAACAGGAAAUGCAUCCCAUGUGGCUGCAGAGAGUUCUGGUUUCAGUCUCAACCCUGAAUAUCAGCAUAAAGUUUCCUUGGAGCUGGAUUCAAUGGAAAAGCCUCAUGUCAUCUCUUUGCCACAGCAGAGUUCUCCUUCUGCAACUUCUGUGUCUCAAGAUUCUGCCGCCAUUUUGUGUGAUAAAACACUAAAUCAAGAUAGAUUGUCAUCGACACUUGAUUUUCAUGGGAACAGGGAUAAGCAGUCUCCUAAAUCUGUUAGUAGAGAUGACUUUCACCAGCAUUUGUCAGGCAAUCCUUUAUUGAAUCACGUUGAAUCCUCCCAGAUUCUCAGGGGCUAUCCAUUGCAGAUGUCGAACAAGAAAGAUAUGAAUGGGGAUGUUAAUUGCAGAAAGCUUUCUGAAGUUCAAACCCUGCCACAGUCGGACAGGAUUAUUUCCACUCGAUAUGUGCCACAGGAUUGCUAUCUUCAGAAGUGCAGCAGUUCAAAGCCUCACUGCUCAGUGGCUGAACUUCCACUUCUGUCCCAGAAGAUAGAACAAACAAGUGUUCAUUCGAGAGCUCAUUCACGGAGUCUGUCAGAUACGGAUAAACCAUGCAGGAAUGGUGAUGUGAAACUGUUUGGUCAGAUUCUCAGUAAUCCAUCGUCUACGCAGAUUCCAAAUUCUAGCACCCAUGAGAAUGACGAAAAGGGGAUCCAUAAUCCUAAAUUAAGCAGCAAAUCUAAUUUAAAGUUUUCUGGCCACCACAAUAUGGAUGGAAAUUCAAAUCUCCUUAAGUUUGAUCGGAAUAAUUACCUCGGCCUUGAGAAUGUUGCAAUGAGGAGUUUUGGUUUCUGGGAUGGGAAUAGAAUACAAACUGGAUUUUCAUCUUUUCCUGAUUCUGCUAUCUUGUUGGCCAAAUAUCCUGCUGCUUUUGGCAAUUAUCCCACACCGCCUCCCAAGGUUGACCCUCCGCCAUUGCAGGCAGUUGGCAAGAGUAAUGAACGAAAUUUGAACGGUGUAUCGGUUUUUCCAUCAAGGGAAAUAAGUAGCAGCAAUGGAGUGGUUGAUUAUCAGGUGUAUAGGAGCCGAGAGGGCUCUAAAGUUCAGCCAUUUGCAGUAGAUAUGAAACAGCGGCAAGACAUUUUUUCUGAGAUGCAAAGACGAAAUGGGUUUGAAGGGGUGCAGCCACAGGGGAGGGGGGUGGUUGGUAUGAAUAUGAAUGUAGUAGGAAGGGCAGGAGUUCUUGUCGGGGGACCAUGCACUGGUGUUUCUGAUCCUGUGGCAGCCAUUAAAAUGCACUAUGCAAAAACCGACCAGUAUGGCGGGCAGACAGGGAGCAUCACAAGAGAGGAGGAAUCUUGGAUAGGUAAGGGGGACAUAGGUAGGUAGUACAUGUGCUCGGGGGGCCUCUUUAAGAGGCCCUCAGCGGUAAAAGAGGGCCCUCAGCGGCAAAUAUCUUUCUUUUCCGCGCCCUGUAUUAUAGUUUUUGUAUUGUUCAAUUAUAUGAUAGGGCAGUGGACGGUUCUCAAAGGCCGUCUUUUUGGUAAAGUAUUUUAGGUGCUUGUAAUAUUCCAGCAGCUUUAUAUUUGUUGUAUUGGAUGGAAAUACAGAAAUAAUCUGUGAAAGUUGGCAGGGGUAGUUCCAAUUUCUUCC